Mytilus californianus (California mussel) is the source of this 6316-nucleotide messenger RNA. RefSeq lists its product as uncharacterized. NCBI's taxonomy places the organism in Eukaryota, Metazoa, Mollusca, Bivalvia, Mytilida, Mytilidae. The record is from RefSeq and is a predicted model, not a curated record. Bases 1116 to 3155 code for a protein of 679 amino acids. The transcript has 14 exons.
CGAGCAGUUCUUGACUAUGAAAAGUGUCGUGUUAAUUCUGGAUUUGAUAUACAACAAGCUCUUAUAUUGUUUGAUGAUGAAAAACUAAAGUAACUUAAAAGGAAGGGUGACACCCAAGGAAAAUAUUAUAGUGAUACCUUUUAUGUAUUCUUCGUUUGAAUGUAAAUUUUGAAAUUGUGUGCCAAAUUGGAAGCUAUAACUUAAAAUUGGAUGUGAAACUUUGACAUUUUCACUCUGUUACUAUUUGAUUUUAGGAUUUAAUAAACUUGAUUCAAUAUAAGAUAGAUGUUUAUAUCAGCCGAAAAAGUCAUUUAAGUCAUCUUAAAAUUUAAAUCGUAAAUUUGAAUGUUGUCUAUGGCUUCAUGUGUUGACUUAUAUGAACCAUUUAUAUAGGAUUGUAUAUACCUAUUAGCUAAAUCAAGACGUUUGAAUGAUAGACCACUAUGAGUGCUGAACCUAUUGAAGUUUUAAAAGUUUUAAAGGCAACAUUGUGAAGAUUGCAGGACUCAUUGCAUGACAUAUAUUGGAUUUUAAAAAGAAACUUAAUAUUUUAUAAGAUAUGUUUUUACAAUUUGUUUGCUUGAGAUUAUAAACUUUUGUGUACUAGACGAUUUAAUUUCUUAUUUUUAAUGGGCUAGGAUUUAAAAAUUAAAAAUUGAAAUUGUGAGUAUUUAGGGUCACUUCAAUGGACCAUUAGGCAAUUGUGGCUCAAUUAUAGAAGAAUUUAGAUUUUUCAAUGUAAAAAAUCGCUUCAUCAACAAUGCAUGGCAUCUCUUAAACAGUUAUUCUCAAGAAUUCAGAAGUUUGAUAUCUGAAUUUUUUUUUAAUUCAACAACUGUUUUUACUUGGAUAUGAAUUGUUAGAUCUGAAUCUUAUGUUGGACAUACAAGACAAUCAAUAGGAUCAACAGAUGCUUUGGAUUUUAUUCAUUCCUCGGAGGAUUAAUAAAAAUGGUUCUUAUUUCUAACAUCAUUGAUUUCUGAUGAAAAAUAAAUGAUAUUGCUAUGUGGAACAAUAACAUUAAUUAAAGACAUUAAUAGUUAGAAAAAAAUUUAUAUAUAGAAAUAAAAAAAUCCCAUUUUUGGAAAAUAAAGUUUUGAAAAAUAUAUUAAAUUAUGUCUGUAAGUUCGAGUGAAACCUGUAGACCUGAGUCUCCUGGACAUGUGAAAGUUAAUCCCAUAAAAAAGUUCAAUAUUGCUAGCUUAGCACGGCAUCUUAUGGAUCAGAAAAAGCAGGACGAGAAAAAAGUACAGGAAAACAGGGAGAGAGAGAAGAAUGAACUGAAGUUAAAAGUAGAAGAGCUUGAAGUCUUCAAAACAAAAUAUGAUGAACAAAAAACUGAAAAUGAGAAACUUCAAAAGAAAGUUGAUCAAAUGCUCAUGGGACAGAGUGAUACAACAAAAAAACUUAUCAAGACACAGGAACUGUUUGAAAAACUCUCCCAGGAUAAUAAAAAGAAGUCAGAUCAGAUUGAGAAAUACCAGAGAGAUGUCAAAUAUAUGGAGGAUAGGAUUAGAAAUUUGGAAAUCAGAGCCUCUGAAGUGGAGAAAGCCGAAUUAAUUCUAGAAACAACAAAACAGACCUUGGAAUAUACUCAGGUAGAGGUACGUCAACGUGAAGGAGAUACACGUAGGAUGACAGCAAAGUAUGAAGAUACAUGUAAACAGUUACAGGCUGCCAAUAAUAAAAUCAUAGAAAUGGGAGAAAAGUUAACAGACUUGAAAUAUCAAGUUAGACAUGAACUAAUGAGGAACGAAAAUAUUGAAAAGAACUUAGAAACAAUACCAAGGUUAAAAGAUGAAAUAAAGGAACUGAAGGAAGAAAUAGAUGCUUACAAACAGGAAUCCAAUGAGAAGACAGCUUUACUGGUGGCAGCUAGGAAGGCUGUGGGAGAAUACAAAGAUAAACUUAGGGAUGUAGAACAAGAUGUGGAACAAACAGAAAAAUUAAGAGAAGAUAUAGUUAUAGCUCAUAAUGAGAAUGUGGCAUUAAAAAGGAUCAUGUUAGGAAAGGAUUGCUUGGUUGUUCAGAAAUCUAAAGCAUUAGACUUGGCAAAGGAUGUCAUCUCUACAAUGAAAAAUUCUAAAGAACAUGAUAAACUAGAUAGGAUUGCUGGGCUUCUUAAAAAAAUUGGUUCUACUAAACCUAACCUUAAUGAUUCUUGGUCAGAAGACACAGAAAGUCAGUUCGGUAGAUCUAUAGCUGCUGUACAUCACAGAAAUAAACCACUGUCUUCUCAUACCAAGGAGAUACACAUAAAUUCAACACCAACCGUUUACGAUACAAGGAAUUCUGGGACGCCACCAUCAAGGAAUUCAAUAUUAGAUCAAGUUAAUAAUGACACAGGAAGCUGUGAAGAUUUACGUCCAAAAACCGCUAUUGUUCAUCCAAACAUUAGAAGGACUUCAUCAUAUAAGGAGCCACCAACAUAUUUACAAAAAACUUCAGGGACUAGAUCAUCCAGUCAAAAUGAACAUAUACAUUUUAGGAAACAGACUCCUCUUUCCCCUAGAUCACAAGGAGACAAAAAAAUUAGUUCAAAAUUUCAACCUUUAGUGGAAUAUAAAAUAAAUGUGAAAGAAAAUGGACAUCAAGAUUCAGGAUUUGUGGACCGUGGAUCUUCACGGUCAUCAUCUGCAUGGGUGCGACAUUCUUUUAGUGAUACUGUUGAUUCUGGGUCUGAAUCUGAGGAUUUAGAUGAAAUACCGUUAUUUAGAUCUAAAAUGCCAGGAAAGGAAAAAGAUGAAAUUUUAAAACAGUAUGUCAAGCUUGGAAGUCGUAUAGUUAUCACUGUACCUCAGAAACCUCCAAAAUAUGGCAGAAAAAUCACUCCAAAACCAAAGGUGUAUACAGGCAUUGUAAAAUAUGUUGGGGUGCUGGAUAGACAUGAUUAUUCUAAGAGAGUUUAUGUUGGAGUAAGAUUGGAUGCUCCAGCUGGUAGCACAGAUGGAAUGUAUAAUGGGAAGAGAUACAUGUAUACACCACCAGAUCUGGGCAAAUUCUUCAAGCUGUGUGAUGUCACAUCAGUACUGAAUGUUCAGAAAGGACAUUAUGUUAUGAUUGAUGCCUUACUAUCCAAGCAUUUACGAUCCUCGUCUCCAGGACGACCACAGAGUACUUCGACAGGACGACCACAGAAUACCUCAACAAGCUGAUAACAGACAUUCAUGUUAAAAACAUACUGACAACAAAUGUACAAGAAGAAAUUUCUAGCCAGAUCUUUACCCCUUUUCUACUUAAAACCUGCCUUGUGAACCAUUUUCACUUUUCAUACAAUCAGUUAUAAUUGACACAAUUUGUCAAGCUUGGUCAAAUUUUAUAUUUCUAAUAUACUUUCUGGCAAGAAAUUAAUGAAAGAGCCACGUCUACGUUGUAAAUUGCCCAUAGAAGGUAAAAAGUAUCUUGUAUGACCUUAGAAAUUGUUAAUUAUUAUUAUCAUCAUUAAGUUUAAGAGACCUGUGAAGGUUAACUCAAUGUUGAAAAAUACAUUUUUUGUAGAUAAUGCAUUUAUAGGAAACCAAGAACGAUCAUUUAUUGUGAAAAUUUCAAUCACUGCGUUCUAUGUCUAGCAUAAAGUGUACAGAUAUAAAUUUAAUCAUGGCUGUUGCAUUUAUAGAUGUAAUCAUUUUUCUCAGAAAGGCACAUAUAUAUUGUUUCAAUGUUCAGUUUGAAAGUGAACUUGAAACAGAAUUUAUAUUAAUUUUUGUUUACUAGUAAAUGUAUGGUCUAUUGGUCAAAUUAUUGUCCUUAGAGGGCUGUAGACUUGCAUUGCAAUCCUCAACAGUUAUCUGAAGUAAAUCAUAAGGUUUCAAUAUGACAUCUCAGAGAAAUGUUUAAUCAUCUUUUAGAUAAUAAAGUAUGUACCAUAAAAUGCAGUCAGAUUACUGUACUAAUGUUCAUGUGAUUAGGGGCUGGUUUUUACAGAAAAAUAUAUAAUGUUAUAUGUAAUAUUUGCUGAUCUUAGGUUGACCUCGACAUCUUUCUGACCAACUUAUCAUAAUGUAGUUCUAGUCGAAAUAAAACUGUGAUACAGUAGGUUAGAUAGGUUCUUCUUAAUCAUGUAUUUAUUAUUUAAUUUAUUGUUAUGUUGAGUCAGUUGAAAUUUGUCUUCCCUUGAAGUUUUAUAAGGGAGAUAAAAAGUCAAGCUAAAAAAAAAUUAAUUAUCUCCUCUUGACACAUAUAUAAUUAAAGUAUUAUUCUGUUUCCAUUUCUUUGUCAGACAUAUGGAAUCCUAAUGUGUGUUCCACUUUUCUCAGGAAUUAGAAAUUGUUUUUGUUCGAUACAAUACAUUAUGUGGCUAUUGUGAAAUUGUGAAAUUGUUUUAUUUUCAAAAGAUGAACCAUUUUGUGAUGUCAUUGAAUUUGUGCUGAAAAAUUUGCUAAUCAAAAUUUUAAAAUUACUUAUGGUGAUUAUGAAAUUCCUGUAUGAAGGUGAAUAAAUAUUUAUAAUUAAACAAAAACAAAAAUGCAUUUCUCACUCUUGCUAAUUGCCAGCUGGAUACAAAAAUUCAUAGAAAUAAGCACUUUCCAAGACAUAGUGGGACACACAAAGGGAUUUGUUUUAUGUUUUACACAGUUUAAAUAUCAAUUUGUUUUGUCUGACUUUAUGUAUCUCUGUAGUCUUUUAAUAUACCUUCUACAAAUAGUGCUUUAUAUGUCUUUUGCUACAUGUAACUCAUGAUUCAUUGUAUACCAAUGAAUGAUUCAUUGUAUACCAAUGAAUGAUUCAUUGUAAUCCAAUGAAUCAUGAAGGUGUGUAGGUUAAAAAGCCAAAAGUUACACACUAGCUGAGUAAACAACAAGACUGAAUUUCUCUAGCAUUCAUUCAAACCAAGUCAUUUUAUAAAGGCAUUUCAACUAAGAUUAAGUUUUGAUCAGCUGGAAAAGUUACUGUCUCAAACCUGGUUGAUUUUGUGAAUGUUGAUUAUCUCCCUUCCUUAUGUUUAAUUUUGAAUCAUUGAAUCAGUAGUAAAUCUGAAAAUAUAAUCAAAAAUAGCAAAUUUAUAACAUUUUUACCUAUAAAAUGAUCAUCCGUAGCCGGUAAUAUUUUUUUAUAACAAGUAACACACAAAGCAUUCCUUUUAUUUAAUUCCCUUAAGAAUGUACAUAACAUUUAACUUGUUUAGCUAAUUGAUUGAAUGUUGUAAUAACAAGAUUCGAAUAUGGUAUGCUCAUGCAGAACAACAACAUGUCAAUCUCGUUACUUUCGUAUGAAUAUAAUAUGCUUUGUGUUAGAGACUAAUGUGGUUGACUUUUUUAACAUACCAGCUCAAAAGGUAACUGUCAACAAGUCUCAGGACGUGUCACCUUUGCAAGAUUUUCUUUCCCUCCUAGGCAACCAUUUUUUUAAAUUAACUUUUAAAUGCUGCUUGCUUAAGCUGAGCAGAGACAGCUAUUACGAGACCACUCACUGAUUUUAACAUCAGAAUAUUUAGAGCAGAAGAGCAUUUGAAAAAAAACACUCAAUUCCAAGCAGACAAGUUAUAUAAUUGUGGCUCCAACAUAGUCAAAUCUGACCUGUGACAUAAGUUUUUGCUGGUGACCAUGUGAUCCAACAUCUUAUUUAAAAGGACCUGUGACCUUUAACACAGAUUUAUUGUUCAACUUAAACCUGUCAAAUUUGUUAAAAAGUGACCUGAUGAACUGAGGCAAUUUUUAAAAGUGACCUAAGGAGGUACCCUAAAGGAGCCCCAUAACUAUGGAUGAGCUCUUAUUUAAUUAGAAGGAUCAUAUGUUUGAUUCUUAAUUUUUCAAGAUUUGACUAUGUAUUUUCCAUUUAAUUUCAUGUCUAGCAAUAUUCUUUAUAUAAAAUCAAAUCAAGGAUGUAAUGUCAUAGCACUAAGUUAUAUUUUCACCGUAUUAUUGUAAUAUUUUAAUUCAACUGAACUUAGACAUAGCUAUUUGAAAAUGUAUUAAUACAUGUAUUUCUACUUGAUUUUUUAUUUUAUUUUUGUAUACAAGAUUUCAGCAUGUACAUUUUAUAUUGAAUCGUUAAAAGACAUUGUGAAUAUCAAAAGAAAGAAUUUUAAUGUUGCAAAAGUUUGUAACUUAAAUUUUGGUUUGAUUCAUGAUGUAGUCAGAACCUUGAAUGAUGCAUUUUUUCAAGUCAUAAAAACAUUACUUUAAUUUCUCAAGAUUUAGACUAGAAAUUAAUUUAAACAGUUAAAGUUAUUUAUAAUCUGACCCAUUUACAUGUCUAUAUUAUUCAUGGCUACAUGUAUGUUAUUUGUUCUGUAACUGUUAUAGUUUUUGUUGCAUCAACCAAUGACCUUGAGCAUUGUAAUAAAUUUGACACAAUAAAAAAUGUCUUCCCUAAA